This is a messenger RNA of Scedosporium apiospermum, 1140 nucleotides long. RefSeq lists its product as uncharacterized. The transcript is spliced from 3 exons. The record is from RefSeq and is a predicted model, not a curated record. Bases 1 to 1140 code for a protein of 379 amino acids. NCBI's taxonomy places the organism in Eukaryota, Fungi, Ascomycota, Sordariomycetes, Microascales, Microascaceae.
AUGAAACUCCAAUCAUCCCCUCUGGCCCUUAUCCUUGGCCUCCUCGUCCUGAGCGCUGCUAACCCCGUCUCUAUCCCAGCAAGGGAUGGCAGUGUUUCCAUCCCCAAUGAAAAGAGAGGCGGCGUAUGUGGCUCUUGCUUCAAGGGCCCCCGCCCCCCCGGCCGUGGCAGUGGCGGCGGCAGCAUUCCUGGUGGAGCCGUCGGAGGGCCCGGGGGAAGCCGUGGUCCUGGUAGCGUCGCCAGCUCUCAAGGCAACGGUGGCUCCCAAUACGGUGGGGCUUCUCAGCAGGGCAGCGUUCAGCAUGGUGAAGCAUCCCCUCCCAUCCAGGGAGAGGGGACGCCUCCUGACGCUGCGGCAGGUUCCCGUGAUGGCACCGACAGUGUCCCGAUUGGAAGCGACGAGGGAUCGUCCCUGCCGGUUGAGCAGAACGCUCUGCGAAGGGGCACAGCGCUUAAGGCCAGGCUUGACCUUGCUUCGCGAAAUCAGCCCGUUCCUGAAUCGAAGCCCAUCCUGAGCAAGGACGAGUACUUGAAGAUAAUUCCUGUGGAUCGAUGGACCCGUAAUGUGCAGAGUGAUGUUCCCAUCGAGGCGAGCAUCUUGAACAAUUCCUCCCAGACGGGAAGCAUGAUGUGGGGCACCGACGCCUUCCGCCAGGACGGACCUGACGCUAUUACCUUCGGGAGAUACUCCGAGAAGAUUCCCCUCGAAGACCGCCCCUUCACCUCCGAGCACCAGUUUUUCGCUUGGGAAGAUGCCCGUGUUAUGAACCCGCUGACAAAGCCUCUCUGGUGGAUGGGGUCGCUCAACAUCGUCAACCGUGAAGGUCAGGGUAUUAUUGAGGACGCGCAGAGGAGUCUUGCGGCGGGGCAAAGGCCCUUUGUUGUCACCCCGGCCAAUGAGCCACACUGGACUGAGUUUCUCGGUUCCAGCCUUGGUGGUUUCCGCUUCCAUUUCCUGGUCGACCGCGCUCAGGACAUGGGGAACAUCGUGCCGAGGAGAGCAUUUGUCUACGCCGACGCUAGUAAAGGGGCUAACCCGUCCUCGAAGGACUAUCACGUCAUGUGGCAGGUCGGUCCGGCAGAGGCCGGACCGGUCUCAGUUAAGAACCGGAUGUUGGUUAUGGUGCGCAUGUUGACAUAG